Messenger RNA from Cryptotermes secundus, 5074 nucleotides. It is a transcript of the gene Hcf, whose product is annotated as host cell factor. Bases 36 to 5060 code for a protein of 1674 amino acids. The record is from RefSeq and is a predicted model, not a curated record. Gene Ontology annotation, biological process: chromatin remodeling; regulation of DNA-templated transcription. The transcript is spliced from 18 exons. Gene Ontology annotation, cellular component: histone methyltransferase complex. NCBI's taxonomy places the organism in Eukaryota, Metazoa, Arthropoda, Insecta, Blattodea, Kalotermitidae. Gene Ontology annotation, molecular function: transcription coactivator activity; protein binding.
UAGUAGGUGGUUACCGCAAGGAAAUAUGUACUGACAUGGCGGCUCCCAUACUAAAGUGGAAGCGAGUGACAAAUCCAACUGGGCCACAGCCAAGACCUCGACAUGGACAUCGUGCUGUUGCAAUCAAAGAUUUAAUGGUGGUAUUUGGAGGCGGAAAUGAAGGCAUUGUCGACGAACUUCAUGUAUAUAAUACAGCAACAAAUCAAUGGUUUGUUCCGGCAACAAAGGGAGAUAUCCCCCCUGGAUGUGCAGCUUAUGGCUUUGUGGUUGAUGGUACCAGGAUCCUUGUCUUUGGAGGAAUGGUGGAAUAUGGCAAAUAUUCAAAUGAGCUGUAUGAAUUACAAGCAAGCCGCUGGGAGUGGAAACGGCUGAAACCUCGGCCUCCUAAACAUGGCUCACCACCGUGUCCCCGCCUUGGUCAUAGUUUUACAUUAAUAGGAAACCGAGUUUAUUUGUUUGGUGGUUUGGCAAAUGAUAGUGAAGAUCCAAAAAAUAACAUUCCCAGGUAUUUGAAUGACCUGUAUACACUUGAAUUACGAGGUAACAAUUCAACUGCAUGGGACUUACCACAAACUUAUGGUACAUCACCUCCACCAAGAGAAUCACACACUGGUGUGGCAUACACUGACAAAGAAACAGGAAAAUCCCGAUUGGUGAUAUAUGGUGGCAUGAGUGGCUGUCGACUGGGAGACCUUUGGCUUCUUGACUGCGAUACAAUGUCUUGGAACAAGCCUACUGUGAAUGGUUCCCCUCCGUUACCUAGGUCUCUACAUAGUGCCACAUUGAUUGGCUCUCGAAUGUUUGUGUUUGGUGGCUGGGUGCCUCUUUUUAUGGAUGAUGUUAAAGUGGCUACACAUGAAAAGGAAUGGAAAUGUACCAACACACUUGCAUGUCUCAAUCUUGAAACAUUAACAUGGGAACAAUUAAGUAUAGACACAUUUGAAGAAAAUACUCCUAGAGCUCGUGCUGGACAUUGCUCUGUUGGAAUACAUACCAGGCUGUACGUGUGGUCUGGUCGAGAUGGAUAUCGCAAAGCAUGGAACAAUCAAGUAUGCUGCAAGGACUUGUGGUUCUUGGAAGUUGAAAGGCCACCAACACCUGGACGUGUCCAGCUGGUACGAGCUUCAACACACUCCCUGGAGGUAUGCUGGGGUGGCUCACCAACUGCCGAAUCUUACCUGCUUCAAGUUCAAAAAUAUGACAUGCCUCCGAGUACAGCCAUGACCACCUUGCCAGGAGUUUCAUUACCUGCGCCUGCAGGAUCCCCAGGAACAGUCACCCCUUCAUCAACUUCUCCCACCAAAACUAGUUCAUCUACUCCUUAUUCCUUAUCUUCAAGUUUACCUACAACCACCACCAGCACUGCUGCAAAUUUAAAUUCAACCAGCAGUCAGCAGCCCUUAACAAGUUCUAGCUCAUCUGGGGCCCCCACAACAGUACUGGCACCAGUUCUCACAUUAAGUUCACCACAAACAACAUCUACGUCUCUGGGUGCUAGUAGUGCCCCCAUUUCAUCACUAACAACUCUGUCAUCCACCAGCUUGCCAAGAACAUUGACAACAGUGAUAUCAACUCCUGCACGUGCAGUAACUUCAGCUACUUCGAACGUGCCUGUCAUUGCACCUGUAGCUUCUCCUUAUAGAGGUGCAAGCAAUUUGGUUCGGGUCAGAGCACCAUUAUCUACUCCUUCUGGGUUGCGUAUCCUGGCUCCAGGCACUGUGACCAAUACUAUAGGGGGCACUGUUACAAGUACAUUGGUGACUCCAACAUUAACACCCACUAUACUUUCUCCAACACUUACUCCAACCACCCUAUCACAGUUACAGACAUCAGUAGCUUCACCUGUCCGUGGGGUGUCACCUCAGACAGCAAAUCAAGGGCAGGUGCAGCUGCAAACACAAGCACAGUCACAGGCCCAAACUCAAGCUCCUGGACAGAUGUCUGGAAUCCAAGCCCUGGCUGCAGCGGCGGCAGCUACCCAGAAGAUGAGUACUGUGAGUAGUGGACAGACUGUACGAUUGGCUGCUCCCACAACAACAGUACUAAAGGCAGCCACACCUCAACAAGGAGGCAAACCACAGAUUAUUCUUCAGAAACCUGGUACUGGCCCAGGAGGUACAGGGCAACCUCAGAUUGUCACACUAGUGAAAACCAGCCAAGGAAUGACAGUAGCAACGGUUCCAAAAGUUAGUUUAAUUCAGGGUAAGGCCGGACCAGGAGGGCAAUUGACCACAAUCCAGGGUGCGAAUACCAAAACGAUACCACAAGGAGCAACCAUCGUCAAACUUCUGAGUACAAACCCAGGUGCAGGUGGAGCCACUGCAAAGGUACUAACGACCAUGAAGACUGUGCCAACAAACAUGGUGACUGUGAGCAAAGCACCAGGGGUUGGGGGAAAGCAGACUAUAGUGAUCACGAAACCGGGUCCAGGAAUGACAGGUGGCAUGCCAGGGACAGCUGGUAUGAGUGUUGGCAUGCCAGGACGUCCUGCUGGUGGACCACAAAUAAUAGUGGUAACCACAGCAUCUGGCUUGAGGACUGUUCAGGCUGUGAGUGCUGCACAGACUGCCAUGGGUGCUACAACAUCCACUGUAAAUGCAGUUCCUCUGUCUGCAGCAAGUCAUAUCACUGGACCCGGAGGUGUAAAAAUGAUUGUAGUAUCGUCCGGGGCAGUAGCUGGGGGUAAUACGGGUAAACCUAUUACUAUCACAGUGCCAGGCCAGCAAGGUGGGCCACCAAAAACUGUCACCAUUGCAGCAAAACCAGCCAGCCAGACGCUAUUGAAUGCAGGAGCAGGGCAGAUAGUAGCCAUGCCAGCAUCUGGCCUACAGCAGCUGGAGAAGAAGUCAUCAACUGUGGGAGUUCAGAAGAGAGUCCAUCUCAUUUCCAAUAUGGCUGCUUCUUCCAGAACAGGUACUAAGAGCACUGGUAUGAAUGUGACACUCCAGAAACAGAUAACAGCAACUCUGGCAUCAACAACAGAUGGACCAGCAACAACAGAUGCUGCACUUGCUGCACUGGCAGCAGAAGCAGGCCUGAUUGAUCCAGAAUCUCCUCAUGAGGCUUCAGUGCCUGUAGAAAAUGAUCUUUUUCGUGCUGAAACAAAUGGCCAUCCAGAAGGUUUGGGAAUGGGCAUUGAAACUUGUGGAAAUCCAGAUAAUAAUGGAGGAACAUCAGGAAAUAGUGAAGGUGGAAGUCAGGGAGUCAGUGAAGGAACAUCUGGGACUCAAUCUGAGAACCCUGGUACCACUGACAAUCCUGUAGCUGGGGGAGAGAAUGGAAAUGCAGGGGGCAAUGCUGGUAAUCCAGGGGGUGACCCUCCACAUCCUGGUGGCUAUGGGGGCUUUCCAGAUCCUGAAUAUGUGGGACAGCAAAAUGAAGAUGAAGAGGAGGAUGAAGAUGAAGAUAUAGCACAGAUGGAAGAACAUGCUGAAGAUGGAACAGAAAAUAUAACCCCAAAUUUACUGGAUAUUCCUCUUCCUUUUUCCCAGAACCCUCUGCAGUCUGAUGUUCAUUUACCACAGAAUCCCAUCAAUGGUCAAGUUGGAGACUUGGAGAAUCAGGGCAUGGUGGUUCAGCCUGCUCACUCAGAUACCCAUGGGGAUUUCAAUCAAGCUGUUCCAGUUCUAGGUUCAUAUGAAGACUUGAAUCCAGAUCCAGCCACAGACACUGCUGAACCUCCCACAGCAGCUGAUGAAGCUGCACCACAAGAAACAGAACCAGAGGUGGAAGGUGAUGUAGAUAUGAAUGUUCUUCCUAAUAAGCAAGAAAAUCCUGGAGGGAAUGUAAAUGACAAACAAGAAGCAGACAAUGAAGAUAGGGGAAAUAUUUCUAAUAUACAAGAUUCACAUGGAGGAAGCGGAGUUAACCUUGGAGGUAAUAAUAAUGGUAGCCCCAGAGAUGAAGAAAAUAUGGAUGGCCAGGAUAAUGGUAACCAGAUACAAAAUGGACAACAACUUGCUACUGGAAAUGGUACAUUAGAAGAAGGGUUAGCUACAAAUUCUUCCCAGAAUCAAGGAGAAGCUCCAAAUGCCAGCAAUGAACAAGAAUCCCAUGCAACAUCUGAGAGAGGAAAGGAGUCAUCAGAGAACACCAAAAGAAGUGAGCAGCCUUUUCUUACUGCAUCCCAGGGGGAAGAGGAUAAGUCAGAAACUGGCCAGAUGAAGACUGAGCAGCUAGAUGACAUAGAUUCAGACUCAGGUGCCCUUGCUACAUUGGCUUCAGCAGCCCUGGGUUGUGACCAAGCCCCCACAAAUGGUGUGAAGGCAGAUUUGCAGGACAUGAAAGUAAAGCAAGAACAUGCACAAACUCCCAUAGCUGAAAAUAUAAAGAAGAAAGAAUUGCCUUUAUGGCAUGAUGUAGGUGUCAUCAAAGGCACAUCAUGCACGGUUACCAUGUUUUAUGUACAGUCAGACAGCAAGGAUGAUAUCAAUCAAGACCAUGAUCAGGACACUGUGACUACUGAUAAUCUUCCUGACUACUCCAUGAUGACAAAGAUCCAGCUGGAGCCAGGAACAGCAUAUAAAUUCAGAGUUGCAGGUCUCAAUUCCUGUGGUCAGGGUCCCUGGAGUGAGGUCUCAGCUUUCAAGACUUGUCUGCCUGGUUACCCAGGAGCCCCUUCAGCUAUUAAAAUAUCAAAGUCAAUUGAAGGGGCACAUCUGUCAUGGGAGCCACCACCAAGCACAACUGGAGAGAUAAUUGAGUAUUCAGUGUAUCUUGCAGUGCGCAGUGCCACUUCCCAGGCUCAGGGUGAUACAAAAACAGUGUCUACAACACCAACACAGCUGGCCUUUGUUCGUGUAUACUGUGGUCCAACCAACCAGUGCACUGUGCCAAACUCAUCACUCUCAGCAGCGCAUAUUGACGUAACAACAAAGCCAGCAAUCAUCUUCAGAAUUGCUGCUAGAAAUGAAAAAGGAUAUGGUCCUGCUACCCAAGUAAGGUGGCUCCAAGAUCCAUCUACUCAAGUGAAGAUGCCAGUGGGUAUGAAACGUCCGGGUUCAGAUAGCAAACCGAUGUCUCCUGCGAAAAGGAUGAAAAAUGAAGAUUCUAUGUCUUGAAGUGAUUGAGUGUG